AUGCUCGUUCAACCGAUGUUAGAAUAUCUGACCGUUGAGACGGUGGUGGUGGAUUUGACUGCAAUAUUGGGAGUGUUGACGAUCGCAUAUGUUGUUUAUAAUCGCCUGAUUCACCCCCUUCGUCACAUACCAGGUCCAUUUAUAGCAUCAAUUACACCAUGGGACCAGCUCUACCAUGGUCUCAUAGGCGACCGUCAUCUAUGGCUACACAAUUUGCACGCCAAAUAUGGAACUCAUGUGCGUGUAGCACCGAAUUUCGUUUCGGUCAAUACAGAUCGUGGACUCCAUGACAUAUACGGACAUGGGAAGCGAUUCCAGAAAUCAGACUUUUACAACGCCUUCCCGGCAAUAAAGGGCGUAUAUAAUACACACAACGCCAUCGAUAAGACCAUGCAUGGACGCAAAAGGCGGGUGUUGAGCCAGGCAUUUUCUGAGGCUGCACUCAAGGGCAUGGAGGAUGUAAUACUCCUCCACGUGCGGCAGCUUUGCGCAUCGAUGGAGGAACACGGCCCGAAUGAGUCGGAGAAUAAAAGGGGAAAAGGUGUUGUGCGAAACAUGGGCCGUUGGUUUAGCUAUCUCUCAUACGACGUUAUGGGCGAGCUAUGUUUCGGCAAGAGCUUCGAUAUGCUCAUAGCUGAGGGACGCAGGCACAUGAUUGGUUUGGUUGAUCGCGCAGCCAAUCGACAUUAUGUUUGUGGUCUAUGGAUGCCGCUAGACCGAUGGCAUCUCGACCAGAUUUUCAUUCGAAGUCUCACUAAGGACCGAUGGAACUUCAUCAUGAAUUCGCGUGUGGAGGCAAAUAAGCGAGCUCAUGAGCGAACCUCGGCCGGGCGCGAAGCGAAGAAGGACUUUUUCUAUUAUCUACUCAAUGCAAAGGACCCUGAGACUGGCAGGGGGCUCAGUACACCAGAGCUAUGGGGUGAGGCAAACGUUCUCAUGAUUGCAGGUAGUGACACGACCUCGACCACUUUGGCGGCGACAGUAUUCUACUUGGUGCGAACACCUGAAGCACUUGCGAAACUAUGCGCCGAAGUGCGCGGUGCUUUCACUGAAACCGAAGACAUAGUCAGUGGCACUAAGCUCAAUGAGUUGGUGUACCUCAAGGCAUGUAUCAACGAGGCCCUGCGUCUUGCACCUGCAGUACCUGGUGCCCCUCCACGUGAAGUUAUGUCGGGCGGCGCCGUCGUAGACGGAGUGUACCUGCCCGCAGGUGUAGACUGUGGCACACCCACAUACUCGAUUCACCGCCAGGAGAAGUACUACCGCUCAGCAGAGCACUUCAUCCCCGAACGCUGGAUCGAGGAAGCGACCUGCUCGGUGCCAGGUGUGUCUUGGAUAAACACCAAAGAGGAACUUGAGACAGCGCAACGGGCAUUUUGUCCAUUCAGCAUUGGACCCCGUGGCUGUAUUGGCAAGUCUAUGGCUAAUCUGGAAAUGCGAUUAACACUGGCUCGGUUGGUAUUUCUUUUUGAUAUGAAACUAGCCGACCGCCAGGGUGAAGAUGAGAACGGGCACUUGGCGUUGGUGGAUCAUUUUACCAGUGCAAAGGAUGGACCAAAUGUUGAGAUUAAGAAAGUGUAA
This is a messenger RNA of Penicillium taxi, 1581 nucleotides long. Its product is annotated as cytochrome P450. Gene Ontology annotation, molecular function: monooxygenase activity; heme binding; oxidoreductase activity, acting on paired donors, with incorporation or reduction of molecular oxygen. The record is from RefSeq and is a predicted model, not a curated record. Lineage: Eukaryota; Fungi; Ascomycota; Eurotiomycetes; Eurotiales; Aspergillaceae. The coding region runs from base 1 to 1581 and encodes 526 amino acids. The transcript has 3 exons.